This is a messenger RNA of Telopea speciosissima, 1207 nucleotides long. Its product is annotated as probable BOI-related E3 ubiquitin-protein ligase 2. The transcript is spliced from 4 exons. NCBI's taxonomy places the organism in Eukaryota, Viridiplantae, Streptophyta, Magnoliopsida, Proteales, Proteaceae. The coding region runs from base 109 to 1110 and encodes 333 amino acids. The record is from RefSeq and is a predicted model, not a curated record. Gene Ontology annotation, molecular function: ubiquitin-protein transferase activity.
CUCUCUCUCGUCUUUUCUUCUUAAAUCUCAAUGGAAUCUCUUACCUGGAAGAGUAUUUGAUUCCUCUCUCGUUCUCGUAAACUGUAGAAACUUCCUUCAUCAUCUCCCAUGGCCAUGUCUCAGCAGCAUCAAUUCCAACAGCAGCAGCAACAGAAUCAAUCGAAAUCCUUCAGGAACUUAUUACCUGUCGAUGGGCAGAUGUCCACACCGAUCGCCUUCUUCAACCCUUCAAAUUUCGUCGAUCAAUCUCAUCCGCAAUACAUCCCUCCUUUUCAUGUAGUCGGAUUCGCUCCUGGCCCGGUAUCUGCGACGGACGGCGGUGGAGGCGAUCUGAGGUGGAAUAAUUGUUCUCAACCGAAGAAGAAAAAAUUGAAAGAGCAAGACUUCUUGGAGAACAAUUCCCAGAUUUCCUCCGUUGAUUUCCUGCAAACGCGAUCGGUUUCAACGGGAUUAGGGUUGUCGCUCGACGAUAAGCGUAUGGCUUCUUCGGGAGACUCGCCUGGUUUCUCCCUCCUCGAUGACGAGAUCGAUAGAGAAUUGCUGAGACAGGACGCUGAGUUGGAUCGAUUCGUCAAACUUCAGGGAGAACGGAUGAAGCAAGCGAUCCUAGAGAAGGUUCAGGCCAAUCAACUCCAGACUCUUUCAUUUGCCGAAGAAAGGAUCCUUCAAAAGCUGCGUGAGAAAGAAGCAGAGAUGGAAGACAUUAACAGGAAGAAUAUGGAACUUGAAGAACGAAUGAAACAGUUGAGUGUAGAAGCUGGUGCUUGGCAACAGCGGGCAAAGUGCAAUGAGCACAUGAUUACUACUCUCAAGUUUAAUCUCCAGCAAGUUUUUGCACAGAGCAGAGACAGCAAGGAAGGGUGUGGAGAUAGUGAGGUUGAUGAUACGGCUUCUUGCUGCAAUGGAGGGGCUAUUGAUUUUAACCUGGUUACCAAGGAAAACAAGGAUUUGAAGGAGUUAAUGACUUGUAAGGUUUGCAGGGUUAACGAAGUAUGCAUACUUUUGUUGCCCUGCAGGCAUUUAUGUCUGUGUAAAGAUUGUGAGAGUAAGCUUAACUUCUGUCCCUUGUGUCACUACUCAAAGCUUAUCAGCAUGGAGGUCUAUAUGUAAUGAGACGGCUUCGAGUUGGAUAUCAUUUGUAAGUUAGAUGUAUCGAUCUUGCCCAUCUUGAUGUUCAAUUCAUGCCUAUUAAUUUCUCUUCCUUUUA